GGCUUUAUCAAGUCCUGCCCCUUUGCCCGGCCGCCGGGCUCUCUGGUAGCCAAUAUGGCGACUCCCUGUGUGUUCUGCGGCGCAGCAGCUUUCUACCGGCUCUUUCUCGGAGGUAGGGUUAGCCUCACCCGGAGACAAGGCGUUUGGAAAGCCGCGGCUGCUGAGUUGCAGACAGAUACUGGAUUCCAGAUAUUAAGGCUAAGGCACACCACAGGUGUAACAACAAAGAAAAAUGUUGCAGCCUUAAGACGUGAAACUUACACAGUGGAUUUUAUUAAAAAGCAAAUUGAAGAGUUCAACAUAGGAAAGAGACAUUUAGCCAACAUGAUGGGAGAAGAUCCAGAAACUUUCACGCAAGAGGACAUUGACAGAGCUAUUGCUUACCUUUUUCCGAGUGGUUUGUUUGAGAAGCAAGCCAGGCCAGUAAUGAAGCAUCCUGAACAGAUUUUUCCAAAACAAAGAGCGAUCCAGUGGGGAGAAGAUGGCCGUCCAUUUCAUUUUCUCUUUUAUACCGGCAAACAGUCGUAUUAUUCAUUAAUGCAUGAAGCAUAUGGAAAGCUACUAGAAGCAGAAAAACGUCAGAGUCAGUUGCAAGCCAAAGGUCUAUUUUCAGAAAAAACUGAAACCAAAGACCUGAUUGGCAGCAGAUGGCUGAUUAAGGAGGAACUAGAAGAAAUGUUAGUGGAAAAACUAUCAGAUCAAGAUUAUGCACAGUUCAUUCGGCUGCUAGAAAAGUUAUUGACACUGCACUGUGGUGCCGAAGAAGAAUUUGUACAGAGAUUCCGUAGGAGUGUAACUAUUCAAUCAAAAAAACACCUGAUUGAACCUGUGCAGUAUGACGAGCAAGGAAUGGCCUUCAGCACCAGCGAAGGUAAAAGAAAGAGCGCAAAAGCAGAAGCAGUUGUUUAUGAGCAUGGAAGUGGAAGAAUAAAAGUAAAUGGAAUUGAUUACCUGCUUUAUUUUCCAGUGACACAAGACAGAGAACAGUUGAUGUUCCCCUUCCACUUCCUCGAUCGACUUGGAAAACACGACACGACCUGUACGGUCUCGGGCGGUGGGCGGUCAUCCCAGGCUGGAGCCAUACGUCUGGCGGUGGCCAGAGCCUUGUGCAGUUUUGUCACCGAGGAAGAGGUCGAGUGGAUGAGACAAGCUGGACUGCUGACUGCCGAUCCACGUGUCCGAGAACGGAAGAAGCCAGGCCAAGAGGGAGCCCGCAGAAAGUUUACCUGGAAGAAGCGCUAAGUGUUCUUUCACGGGCAAGGAGAGGAAACGCCGUGUAUAUGUGCCUGGCAUGCGGCAGACAUACAAUAAAUAUUUGCUGGCUGGUAUGAGGGCAACACUAUCAGGCAUUUGAGUUGGGAGAGGAUUUAUUUUUAAAUGCUAUUUUGUAAAGGUUACCUUGUAAACAUAAUUUUUAAAAAAUAUUUAACUUCA
Messenger RNA from Mustela lutreola (European mink), 1434 nucleotides. RefSeq names its product mitochondrial ribosomal protein S9 (gene MRPS9). Gene Ontology annotation, biological process: translation. Gene Ontology annotation, cellular component: mitochondrial small ribosomal subunit; ribosome. The transcript is spliced from 11 exons. The record is from RefSeq and is a predicted model, not a curated record. The coding region runs from base 55 to 1242 and encodes 395 amino acids. Gene Ontology annotation, molecular function: structural constituent of ribosome; RNA binding. Lineage: Eukaryota; Metazoa; Chordata; Mammalia; Carnivora; Mustelidae.